AUGGAUCCCCGCAGUGAGCAUCGCGGAAAUGGACCAUCUAAUACCGCUGCGCAGCCGCCGCCUCUCCGGCGGCGACUAUCGAUGGAGGAGGACUAUUUCUACCAGGAAGUCAUGACUUCCCCUUUACGACGACCAUCACAACCGCCUCCCUAUGAGAGGGAGCCCAGACCAAGACGUCCGCUUGCCGGCAGCGCUGUUGCCAACCAUGGAGUCGGAGAAAGGCUACCGGGGUAUUCGUGCGAUAUUGAGUUGGAGGGCGUGUGGAUGAAAAAGAUGGAGAUUGAAAAUACCACCAAAAGGGCUGAGGACAGGAAUUGGCACACAACUUUCGUGCAACUGCGAGGUACCGCCUUGAAUUUCUACAACGUAAAAAAGGAUUGGGGUUGGGGGAGGACGAGAGACGGGCCGACAAUAUCACCAGACAACCCGCCCUGGGUCAAGAAAUCGUCUCUCGACAAGGCGUACAGCCUCCAGCACGCGGACGUUGGUAUUGCUGCCGAUUACAAAAAGAGGCGAUAUACCAUCCGCGUCAGAGCAGAGGCGGACCAGUUCCUACUAUCAUGCAUAGAACUGACCACAUUUGUCAAAUGGCUGGAAGCCUUGUUCGCCGCUAUCGACGUCGCCGCGCCGAUCGACGAACGUGACUACCCCCGCGACCAGAGCAUUCCGCGCAUCCAACGUAUUCGUUGGUUUCGUGGCCAAACGCCGGCCCAGACAAACAACCACCCCGUGCCUACGCCGCGGCCUAUUAGUCCAGUCCUACGUCAAGUUCCAUCCAACGAGCCUGACCCUUUCCCGGCGUCAACAACGGAGCCUGUCCCCGACGUGCUCGCCGAUCUCAACCGCGACGCACCGGCAGGACUCCCGACAGGACCUCCGGCAGCAGACACGGACUCUGUCAUCGGCCCAUCGCCAGUCCGAAUCAACGAGCCCAUCAGCAGCCGAUUGUCCACGACUUCGUACCCAAAUAUGGCCAUUGAUCCGGACACUGGCAAGUGGGCGCCCGAGCACCAGUGGACCUCCGCCCACGACUUGCUGUACGCCAAGCUUUGCUAUUCAGUGCUCUUGUUCAAGAGCCCACGCAAGUCAAACUACAUCAUCAGCAAGGGGAAGCAGUGGUUCGUCGACUGGGCAACUGGUCGUAUGAUCCGCGUUCUCCCACCAGCCUACGGGGAGAUCGACUUUUUCGGUCCUUGGCAAGUCAUCCAUACCGAAAACAGGAGGAUUUAA
This is a messenger RNA of Colletotrichum karsti, 1230 nucleotides long. Its product is annotated as PH domain-containing protein. Lineage: Eukaryota; Fungi; Ascomycota; Sordariomycetes; Glomerellales; Glomerellaceae. The transcript has 2 exons. The coding region runs from base 1 to 1230 and encodes 409 amino acids. The record is from RefSeq and is a predicted model, not a curated record.